Schistocerca nitens (vagrant locust) is the source of this 761-nucleotide messenger RNA. RefSeq lists its product as uncharacterized. The transcript has 5 exons. Bases 36 to 752 code for a protein of 238 amino acids. The record is from RefSeq and is a predicted model, not a curated record. Lineage: Eukaryota; Metazoa; Arthropoda; Insecta; Orthoptera; Acrididae.
CAAGUUUGUGUGUGCUGGUUUACCAAUCCCCGACAAUGUUUCCGCCAGAAAUGCGACGUCUUGGCGCUGCAUAUUCAUUUUUAGGAGGAAUGAUUUUUCUACUUUAUAUCAAUAAAGGAUGUACUUUUUUAAAUGAAGUGGAGGAGAAUGGUGUAGUACGUGGCCAAUCUUGUUCGAAAUCACAGCCUAUAGCAGUAGUGCAGAAUGAAGAAGCCUUAAUACGAUUAAGUGAAAGGUUUCCGGGCAUGGAAUCAUGUUUUGUAAUGUCACCCAAAGGGAACUGGACAUUUACCGAUAAACCUGAAAAGUAUGAAGAGACGUCAUCGCAAGAGAAUGUGACCUUCUGGGGUAAUUUCACAGCGGGUGACUGCGGCGUUCGUAUAAGAAAUGUCUCGAUGAGUGAUGAUGGGUCUUGGAGCCUAAUUAGUAUACAAACGAAUGGAAACUAUUGUGAAUCUACAGAAGUAGAGUUAAAAUAUAUUGCUCCUGAAGAUAAAAACGUGAAAGUAAGCGCUGGAAGCCGUUUAUCAUGGGAUUCUAUGGUCGAUGGAGCUUCUUACUGCAGCAUAAAGAAGCCAGACGGAACUCCUUAUUAUGAAAUGUUUGCUGGUUACUGCAAAGUGGACAUAGAUAAAGCUUAUUAUGGCGAUGCUGGUGCAUGGACUGUUUUACUAGGCUUCGAUGGCAAAAUGGAAGAAGUAGAGGUGACAGUAAACGUGGAAAUUGAAGGAACUGUGUGGCAUGGGUAUUGAUUAGGUGUC